This is a messenger RNA of Etheostoma cragini (Arkansas darter), 1877 nucleotides long. RefSeq names its product purine nucleoside phosphorylase 6 (gene pnp6). Gene Ontology annotation, biological process: nucleoside metabolic process. The coding region runs from base 229 to 1092 and encodes 287 amino acids. The record is from RefSeq and is a predicted model, not a curated record. Gene Ontology annotation, cellular component: cytoplasm. The transcript is spliced from 6 exons. Gene Ontology annotation, molecular function: purine-nucleoside phosphorylase activity. Lineage: Eukaryota; Metazoa; Chordata; Actinopteri; Perciformes; Percidae.
AAAUUGGAUUUAGUCUUCUUCAAAGGGACCGACAGUCAUUCUAGGACCCGCCCCUCCGCCCUGUACGCAGUGACGUCGGUGCACAGCACGACCUGCGCCACUCAGUCCGCCGCAGCAGAAUCUCCAUCAGCCGCUCCAACACUUGAACUCAGCACUGGAAGCGUCUGUCAAACACGAAACAAACAGAGUCUUAUCAGUAGAAUAGAUUGGUCCCGCUCAGCAUCAGAUAUGGAAGCGACAUUCUCCUCCAGUCACUGCAGUUAUGAAGAGUAUAAGGAGACAGCAGACUGGCUGCUGGCUCACACAGAGCAGCGUCCUAAAGUAGCCAUCAUCUGUGGUUCAGGCCUGGGCGGUCUGGCGGACCUGCUGGCUGACAAGACUGUGUUCCCGUAUAAGGAUAUUCCACGUUUUCCCACCAGCACUGUGCCAGGCCAUGCCGGCCAGUUGGUGUUCGGGAGGCUGCAGGGCCGUGAGUGUGUCUGCAUGCAGGGGAGAUUCCACUUCUACGAGGGCUACAACAUACACACUGUGACGUACCCGGUGCGAGUCUUCUUCCUGCUGGGUGUGGAAACUCUGAUUGUGACAAACGCAGCGGGGGGACUCAACAGAAGCUACGAUUUGGGAGACAUCAUGCUCAUAAAGGAUCACAUCAACAUGCCAGGCUUUGCAGGGCAGAACCCACUUUGUGGGCACAAUGACGAGAGGUUUGGAGUGCGUUUUCCUUGCAUGUCGGAUGCUUAUGACAGUGAGCUGAGGGCCUUGGCCAAGCAAACAGCAAAGGAGCAGGGCUGCGACAGCUUCCUGCAAGAAGGGGUUUACUGCAUGCUGGCUGGACCGUCAUUUGAGACCAUUGCAGAGUGCAGAGCACUGCAGAUGCUGGGAGCGGAUGCUGUGGGUAUGAGUACAGUACCAGAGGUUGUGGUGGCUCGUCACUGUGGCUUGCGUGUCUUGGGUCUCUCCCUUAUCACCAACAAGGUUGUGACCGAUUACGACAGCGUUGAGAAGGCCAACCAUGAGGAGGUGCUGAGGACUUCCCAGUACAGAGCCCAGGACGUCCAGAGGCUCGUCAGCCACCUCAUUGCCAAGAUCUAGUACCUUCAUCUGAAAUCUGCUGACAAAAAAACAUGUCCAGCUUCAUAAUUAUGGCAUUUGUGAACAUUCCUAGCUUUGAGAUAAAAAAUGUUUUUGGUGCGGAUGGCAAACUGGUCAAGUUUGUGUGGAUAGGUUAUAACUUGUUGGGGUAUUUUGUUGUGUUGUGGUUAACUGGUGGAGUGCGUGAAAUGUUUUUGAGGUAGAGAGUAGAAGAAAGAAGUUUUUUGAGAAUAUCUGGGAUUCCAUGGCAUUUGACUAAUAUUGUGUGUCUUUUGCCAUUUAGUGCUAUCAUCACAGUAAGAAUUCUCACAACCCUGGAUCCGGUUCCCAUGAAUCACAAUCAUGGAGAACUUAUAGAAUGUAUUUCUAACUAGGGGGGUUACGAUUUUAAAUCAAAAUCAGUUAAAAUGAGCUUUCAAUUUUAGUUAUCAAAAUUAAAAACAGGAUAGGCGAUUCAAACAACAGAACUGCAAAAUCCUCUCACUUCCCUGAAGUCACCAGUGAGGAAACAUUUAGCCUUACCAGCGACUUUUGUACAACAAACAGUGAGGCACAUGGGCAACGAGACUUCAUGGUGCAUUCUGGUGCCCCUCGUUAAACUCAUUGUUCAUUUAAUUGCACCUGUUAACUCUGAGAAAGUCAGACUUUUGUUUGAAAGUACCUUUCCUUUCAUCUAGUGACUUUAACUGUGGCAUUUCCUUCACCCCUGAAAAAAAAGUUUAAAUUUAAAAUUGAAAUUGGGGGGCAAAUAACGAUAAUUAGUGCGGGAAAACCAAAACAGACCA